This is a messenger RNA of Harmonia axyridis, 2128 nucleotides long. RefSeq lists its product as uncharacterized. The transcript has 8 exons. Bases 143 to 1498 code for a protein of 451 amino acids. Lineage: Eukaryota; Metazoa; Arthropoda; Insecta; Coleoptera; Coccinellidae. Gene Ontology annotation, molecular function: heme transmembrane transporter activity; heme binding. The record is from RefSeq and is a predicted model, not a curated record. Gene Ontology annotation, biological process: heme export; transmembrane transport. Gene Ontology annotation, cellular component: membrane.
CAGACCGAUAAUACGAAUAAUAUUUAUCCACCUCAAACCUAUUCGCUAUUUCUUUGGCGAAUUUGCACUACUUUUUGAACCAUCAGCGAAGUUUAUCAGCGUGUCUUUUUUAUUCAGUCUUGUGAAAACUUCUUGACAAAAGAUGGCAUCAUCAUCAGGUUAUGAGAUUCUGGCCGAAGCAGAUAUGGAUCCUACGGAGGUAAAAGUGAGCAACUUGCCGGCCAUAGAACCUCUGAAAGAUUACAAGAUAAGAUGGUUUAUCCUGACAUUAUUCGUUCUCUUCUCAGCAGCGAAUUCAAUGCAGUGGAUUCAGUAUUCUAUUAUAGCCAACGUGAUAACAGAAUAUUAUAACGUUUCGACUAUAUGGGUUGAUUGGACAUCUAUUAUUUAUAUGGUUUUGUACAUUCCAUUUAUCUUUCCUGGAAGUUACCUCCUAGAUAAGUUGGGACUACGAAUAGCAAUCAUAUUGGGAAUAUCAGGAACAUGUAUUGGAUCAUGGAUUAAAGUACUAUCAAUUGCUCCAGACCGUUUCUACAUAGGUUUUCUCGGGCAGAGCAUUGUGGCCUUAUCACAGGUCUUUGUAUUAUCUGUACCAGCCAGAUUAGCUGCAGUUUGGUUUGGACCAUCGCAGGUUUCCUCAGCAUGCAGCAUAGGAGUUUUUGGUAAUCAGCUUGGUAUAGCCAGUGGCUUUCUCAUACCUCCUCUACUAGUGAAUUCGAAAGGAACCAGUGAUGAAAUACAGCAUGAUCUUUUCAUUCUCUUUCUUGGAGUUGCCAUCUUCACAACAGUAUUAUUUGUUGCUAUUAUUUUAUUUUUCAAAAAUGAACCACCAACGCCACCUUCAUAUGCUCAAGCUCAGCAGCAAAAUGAUGGUCAGGUGGAUUUCAUAGGAUCUCUAAAAAGUUUGUUGGUAAAUGGUCCAUAUAUCCUGUUGCUUCUUGCUUAUGGAAUCAACGUUGGAAUAUUCUACGCCAUAUCAACUUUGCUCAAUCAGAUAAUUCUACAGUAUUAUAAGGAUGCAGAGGCAGAUGCAGGACGAAUAGGAGUAUUGAUCGUUUUUGCUGGAAUGCUGGGAUCUGUUAUAUGUGGAGUUAUAUUAGACAAAUUCCACAGAUUCAAAGAAACGACUGUAGCUGUUUAUGCAAUGUCACUCGUAUCCAUGGUGAUCUUUUCGUUUGCACUCGAUAAAGGAAUGGUCCAUGUCUACAUUGUUUCUGGUUUAUUGGGAUUCUUCAUGACGGGACUGUUACCAGUUGGAUUCGAGUUGGCAGCAGAACUCACCUACCCUGAGCCGGAAGGAACAUCAGCUGGUCUCCUGAAUGCAGCAUCCCAAGUGUUCGGCACAGCUUUCACAAGCCUGUAUUCCUUCAUCUUCCACAACUUCAACGACACCUGGGCCAACGUCAUAAUGUCUGUGAUGCUGCUGAUCGGCACCAUUCUGACGUUUUGCAUAACGUCAGAUCUGAGACGACAGGCAGCCCAAGUCAAUAAAUCUUGAGUCAAUUAAGCGAUUUAAAAAAAAUCACCAAUUCCGACAAUAAUCGAGUUUAAAGCAUAUAUUUAAAAUUUUAUAUGUUUCUAUGGAGGAUUUGUAUAUAUUUUUCGAGUGAAUUGGAGCUGUGAAAAAGGCAGUCUAGUUGGCCGCGAGCCAUCUCGAUUGUCUGAUGUUAUUACAACAGUAUUCCAAAUAACUACAAAUAACCUAACCUUUUAGUGAAUGUAAUAUUUAUUCAGAGUUAGAUGAUGAUGAAAUAGUUAUUUUUGACUGAUAUUUUAUUCUUCUAUUUAAUACGUAGUUUGUUUUCUAUUGUUUCCACCCAUCAAGUAAUAAUCAAUUUUCAAUGUGAAAAUUUAUUUUUAUUUUGGAGAGGAUAAUCUGGAAAAGGAAUGCUCAAAGCAAUGUUUGGAUUCAGGGAAAUGUACCUUUAAGCAAAACGAUGUCAUAUCAAUUUUAAUAUCAUGGUACCUAUACAAUCUAAGUUUCAAUUCUAUUCUCAUUUUGAUCUGUACAAUGACAAUAAUUGUAAUUGUGAGGAGAUGAUUCCAAUGUUACGUCAAACAACGAAUUAUUUUUUAUAUAUACCUACUUGUUGUUGAAAUUUUAAUAUUUGAAAUGGAUGUGCUGAAA